Synchiropus splendidus (mandarinfish) is the source of this 2235-nucleotide messenger RNA. RefSeq names its product aldehyde dehydrogenase 1 family, member A2 (gene aldh1a2). The coding region runs from base 100 to 1656 and encodes 518 amino acids. The record is from RefSeq and is a predicted model, not a curated record. Lineage: Eukaryota; Metazoa; Chordata; Actinopteri; Syngnathiformes; Callionymidae. Gene Ontology annotation, molecular function: aldehyde dehydrogenase (NAD+) activity. The transcript has 13 exons.
CGACACCUGGCUAUAAACCCGGGAAGGAACCCAACGUUCCGAUCGCAGAUCUGUCGAGGAGGAGGAGGAGAAGCAGAGCACCGGAGCAGAGGAGCAGCGAUGACUUCCAGUAAGAUCGAGAUCCCCGCGGAGCUGAAGAGCGACCCCGCCGCCCUCAUGGCAUCCCUGCAGCUGAUGCCCUCGCCGGUGCCCAACCCCGAGAUCAAGUACACCAAGAUCUUCAUCAACAACGAAUGGCAGGACUCGGUCAGUGGGAAAGUGUUCCCCGCCUACAACCCAGCGACUGGAGAGCAGAUCUGUGAGGUUCAGGAGGCUGACAAGGCCGACGUGGACAAAGCGGUUCAGGCAGCUCGUCUUGCUUUCUCCAUGGGCUCCGUGUGGAGACGGAUGGAUGCAUCAGAGCGAGGAAGGCUCCUGUCUAAACUGGCCGAUCUAGUCGAGAGAGACAGCGUCUAUCUAGCAACUCUAGAGACACUGAACAGUGGGAAACCCUUCCUGCCAACUCUGUUUGUGGACCUUCAAGGUACCAUCAGGACGCUGAGAUACUUCGCUGGAUAUGCGGACAAAAUCCACGGACAGUCAAUUCCCAUGGACGGAGAGUAUCUGUCUUUUACCAGAUACGAGCCCAUUGGAGUUUGCGGACAAAUCAUCCCUUGGAACUUCCCUCUGAUGAUGACGGCGUGGAAGCUCGGCCCGGCUCUGGCGUGUGGGAACACUGUCAUCCUCAAACCUGCUGAGCAGACGCCGCUCACCUGUCUGCACAUGGCUUCUCUAGUCAAAGAGGCCGGGUUUCCACCAGGAGUCGUCAAUAUUUUGCCGGGAUUCGGGCCAACGGCGGGAGCUGCGAUCGCUUCACACAUGGGCAUCGACAAGGUGGCGUUCACAGGAUCAACAGAGGUCGGGAAGUCGAUCCAAGAAGCGGCCGGGAAGAGCAACUUGAAGAGAGUCACACUGGAGCUGGGAGGCAAAAACCCCAACAUCAUAUUUGCAGAUGCAGACUUGGACAUGGCCGUGGAGCAGGCGCACCAGGGCGUGUUCUUCAACGCAGGCCAGUGCUGCACUGCAGGGUCGCGCAUCUUCGUGGAGGAGCCCAUAUAUGAGGAGUUCGUGCGCAGGAGCGUGGAGAGAGCCAAGAGAAGAAUUGUGGGGAGCCCCUUUGAUCCCACCACGGAGCAGGGACCACAGAUCAGCCGAGAGCACCAGAGUCGUGUGCUGGAGUUCAUCCAGAGUGGAAUCAGCGAAGGAGCCAAACUGGAGUGCGGAGGCAAAGCUCUGGGCUUGAAGGGCUUCUUCAUUGAGCCCACAGUUUUCUCUAAUGUGAGGGAUGACAUGCGCAUCGCCAGGGAGGAGAUCUUCGGUCCAGUGCAGCAGAUCAUGAAGUUCAAAACCAUGGAGGAAGUGAUCGAGCGAGCCAACGACACGCACUACGGCCUGGUGGCCGCCGUGUUCACCAGCGACAUCAACAAGGCCAUGAGCGUGUCCACCGCCAUGCAGGCUGGCACCGUCUGGAUAAACUGCUUCAACGCUCUCAGCACACAGUGUCCAUUUGGAGGAUAUAAAAUGUCUGGCAACGGGCGCGAAUUGGGCGAGAGCGGACUGAAGGAGUACUCGGAGGUGAAAACCAUCACCAUGAAGGUCGUGGCCAAGAAUUCCUAAAGCUUGUGUUGGGAGGAAACGGUUCUGAUCCACUUCUGGUUGAUACGGUCCUGAUGGCGAACCACAUGAACCACCAGCGGUCUUUCAACCACCGCAGCUGCUUUGGUCCUCCAGAUGCGCUGCACACGUCCGACUCAUGAACGACCAUCAUCUCUUCACCUCCACUAACACUGACACUAAAGCACUCGCAGAGACAAGGGGGCGACUGUGAACCCCCAUAACAGCCCUCAUCCUCCAACCACCACUCCAUGCUGGAAGCUCCAGGACUUGCCAUUGGCCCCCUCCCGGACUCCUGUCGCCGCUACACACCAGGCCGCCGCCGCUGCCGAAGCCUCAGAAAUGAACAGUUCAAACGUUAAUUCAUUAUUAAAAUUGAUUUGUCUUUUGUUUAUAUUUUAACUUGUAUGACUUAACACUGUAUGUGGAUCUUUGAUGUAAACAAAGAUUUGAGACCUCCUAAAAGUGUUUGACUUGUGUGUUUCAAGAGGCGUAGAUGUAUUUUAAACGUUAUGUAACUGGUUUCCGUUGAUCUUCGUCUUGUUUUUGUUUAUAAAUCAUAUGCUAUAAAAUUAUAAAACA